CCACCAUUCCCAAGCUCAUACCAAACCACUUCCUCUGAUACACCACAAGCACGCUCUAGUAUCUACCAGAAAUGUACUUCCUGGCUGCCCUCAUAAAGAUUGUCGACUUGAUCUCGCAGGCCCUCCGCAACGCGGAGAAGCUGCCGGCGGCCCUGAUCACGAGCGGCAUCGUCGAAGGCGUGGCAGCGCUCGGGCUCGCUCUCUUCAAGGCUCCCGGAGGUAUUUUUCAGCACCACGGCAAGGUGCCCUUCUUCUUGUAUUACGGUAUUCUCAUCGCCACGGUGAUCUUCGGUUUUGUGGAGGCGUCUGCUGGCUUCUGGGUGUCCGGUGACCUGGUCGGCCGCCGUGCUGUUGGGAAGGCAAUCAUGUGGAUUUCGAUCCUACCAAUCGUCCUUGUGGCUGGGCUUGGAGGCUUUGUCAUCCUGAAAUAG
This is a messenger RNA of Phragmites australis (common reed), 431 nucleotides long. RefSeq lists its product as uncharacterized. The transcript has a single exon. The record is from RefSeq and is a predicted model, not a curated record. NCBI's taxonomy places the organism in Eukaryota, Viridiplantae, Streptophyta, Magnoliopsida, Poales, Poaceae. The coding region runs from base 72 to 431 and encodes 119 amino acids.